AUGUCAACACCAGCGACUUAUAAAUAUGAUUCUACACCAUAUACUCAAAUUGACUUGGUGACGACAACAUUAUCACCAAUUAUUGCUAAUAUUUGUCGAAAUCAAACAUUAUCACUAUCAGAUGAAAUUGAAAAUCGAAUCAAUGUUGUUGUACCAUAUCUAGUAGUUCUAGGAAUUAUUGGUAAUGGUUUUUCUAUUUUAACGUUUUCUCAACGUAAAUUACGAACAUUAUCAUGUGGUUGUUAUUUACUUUUACUUGCUAUAUCAGAUACAAUCGCUUUAUUAAUUAUAUCUCGACCUUAUUUUUUUAAACAAUUCAAUGUAGCACAUCAUUUAAAUUCAAGUAUACUUUGUGGCCUACAUUUAUUUUUAACAAAAAUAUUUGAUGAAUUAACUCCAUGGCUAUUAGUAUUUGUUGCUUGUAAUCGUCUUGUUCUAUCACGUUUUCCACGUAAUCAUCAUUGUUUUCAAACAUCACGUUCAGCAUUAUGGAGUACAUUAUUUUUAUUAAUUAUAAUUAUAAUUUUAAAUAUACAUUUAUUAUUUGGUAUUGGAGUUGGUUAUUCACCAUCUCAACCAUGUAAAUCUGCUUGUGGUCCAUUAACAAAAUCACCAACAUAUUUAUUUUUUUACAAAAAUGUUAGUCCAAUAAUUGAUUUUUUUCUCAGUUUAAUUAUUCCAUUUUGUAUUGUAUUUAUUGCAAAUAUAUUUAUUCUUGCAAAUGUACGACGUGUUAAAAGACGUGUUUUACGUAUUCGUCGUCGUAAACGAGCUAGUCGAAAUGCUCGUUUAAGUAUUGUUUUACUUGCCGAUCUAAUUACUUUUCUUAUCGUAAGUUUACCUGUUUUACUUGUUGAAUGUAUAUAUCGUUUUACACGUCAAAUUGAUUCUAAUCAACAAUUUGAUAAAUAUUUAUGGAUUGCAUGGUUAGUAGCAAGUAAAAUAUUUUAUUUAAAUUAUUCGUUAUCAUUUUAUUUUUACGUAUUAACAUCAUCUUAUUUUCGUCAUCAUUUUCUACUUGCAAUACGUUGUAAAAAAUUACAUGGAUUUUUUUAUCAAAAAAAUAAAGGAAAUAAAGCUCAACAAAGUUUUCAAACAACAGAUUAUAUAUCAAAACAUCGAACAAGUCAUUUAUCUGGAUCAUCAAAAAUUCUAACUAAAACAUAUGAUUUCAAUUUUUUAAUACAACCACAUCAAUCAGAAAUGACAACUUUUGUGUCAACAGCUAUAAAUGAUACAAUAACAUCACAUGAAAAUAAUCAUCAAAUAUCUGAAGGCUUAUCUCAUGUUUAG
Messenger RNA from Adineta steineri, 1293 nucleotides. The record is from the annotation of a GenBank genome assembly. NCBI's taxonomy places the organism in Eukaryota, Metazoa, Rotifera, Eurotatoria, Adinetida, Adinetidae.